CAGGGCGCUGGUGGCGCCAGGCAGAGGCCGCAGCCGAAAGAUGCCGGUCCGCAGGGGCCACGUCGCGCCCCAAAACACUUACCUGGACACCAUCAUCCGCAAGUUCGAGGGCCAGAGUCGUAAGUUCCUGAUCGCCAAUGCUCAGAUGGAGAACUGCGCCAUCAUUUACUGCAACGAUGGCUUCUGUGAACUCUUCGGCUACUCCCGAGUGGAAGUGAUGCAGAGACCGUGCACCUGCGACUUCCUCACAGGCCCCAACACCCCACGCAGUGCCAUGUCCCGCCUGGCACAGGCCCUGCUGGGGGCCGAGGAGUGCAAGGUGGACAUCCUCUACUACCGCAAGGAUGCCUCCAGCUUCCGCUGCCUCGUGGACGUGGUGCCCGUGAAGAAUGAGGAUGGGGCCGUCAUCAUGUUCAUCCUCAACUUUGAGGACCUGGCCCAGCUCCUGGCCAAGCGAGGGAACCGCAGCCUGUCCCAGCGCCUGGUGUCCCAGAGCUUCCUGGGCUCCGAGGGCUCUCAUGGCAGGCCGGGCGCGCAGGGACCUGGCACGGGCAGGGUCAAGUACAGGACCAUCAGCCAGAUCCCGCAGUUCACACUCAACUUCGUGGAAUUCAACCUGGAGAAGCACCGCUCGGGCUCCACCACAGAGAUUGAGAUCAUCGCACCCCACAAGGUGGUAGAGCGGACCCAGAACGUCACCGAGAAGGUCACCCAGGUGCUGUCCCUGGGUGCGGACGUGCUGCCGGAGUACAAGCUGCAGGCACCGCGCAUCCACCGCGGGACCCUCCUGCACUACAGCCCCUUCAAGGCCGUGUGGGACUGGCUCAUCCUGCUGCUGGUCAUCUACACGGCCAUCUUCACGCCCUACUCGGCCGCCUUCCUGCUCGGCGACCAGGACGAGCCUCAGCGUGCGGACUGUGCCUACGCCUGCAGCCCGCUCACCACGGUGGACCUCGUCGUGGACAUCAUGUUCGUCGUGGACAUCGUCAUCAACUUCCGCACCACCUACGUCAACACCAACGACGAGGUGGUCAGCCACCCACGCCGCAUCGCCGUCCACUACUUCAAGGGCUGGUUCCUCAUCGACGUGGUGGCCGCCAUCCCCUUCGACCUGCUCAUCUUCCGUACUGGCUCUGAUGAGACCACAACCCUGAUCGGGCUGCUGAAGACGGCUCGGCUGCUGCGGCUGGUGCGCGUGGCUCGCAAGCUGGACCGCUACUCUGAGUACGGGGCGGCCGUGCUCUUCCUGCUCAUGUGCACCUUUGCGCUCAUCGCACACUGGCUGGCCUGCAUCUGGUAUGCCAUCGGCAACGUGGAGCGGCCCUACCUGGAGCCCAAGAUCGGCUGGCUGGACAGCCUGGGCGCGCAGCUCGGCAAGCGCUACAACGGCAGCGACCCGGCCUCGGGCCCCUCGGUGCAGGACAAGUAUGUCACGGCCCUGUACUUCACCUUCAGCAGCCUCACCAGCGUGGGCUUCGGCAACGUCUCACCCAACACCAACUCUGAAAAGGUCUUCUCCAUCUGCGUCAUGCUCAUCGGCUCCCUCAUGUAUGCCAGCAUCUUCGGCAACGUGUCGGCCAUCAUCCAGCGCCUGUACUCGGGCACGGCGCGCUACCACACGCAGAUGCUGCGAGUCAAGGAGUUCAUCCGCUUCCACCAGAUCCCCAACCCGCUGCGGCAGCGCCUCGAGGAGUACUUCCAGCACGCCUGGUCCUACACCAACGGCAUCGACAUGAACGCGGUGAGCCCCCGCCGCUCUGCCUGGGGCGGGGCGGGCGACCUAGCCCAAGUCCCAGCUCUGGCUAACUCCCCGAGCGAGGCCAAGGUCCCGCGGGCGCAGGGCGUCCCCAGAGCCCGCCCCACCCGUUCCCCCAGCCCCUCCCCCGCCCCGGCCGCGCCCCGCUGCACGCGCCCGCCCGUCUCGCAGGUGCUGAAGGGCUUCCCCGAGUGCCUGCAGGCCGACAUUUGCCUGCACCUGCACCGCGCGCUGCUGCAGCACUGCCCGGCUUUCCACGGCGCCAGCGAGGGCUGCCUGCGCGCGCUCGCCGUCAAGUUCAAGACGACGCACGCGCCCCCCGGGGACACUCUGGUGCACCUCGGCGACGUGCUCUCCACGCUCUACUUCAUCUCCCGCGGCUCCAUCGAGAUCCUGCGCGACGACGUAGUGGUGGCCAUCCUCGGAAAGAAUGACAUCUUUGGGGAGCCCGUUAGCCUCCAUGCCCGGCCGGGCAAGUCCAGUGCAGACGUACGGGCCCUGACCUACUGUGACCUGCACAAGAUCCAGCGGGCAGACCUGCUGGAGGUGCUGGACAUGUACCCCGCCUUCGCAGACAGCUUCUGGAGUAAGCUGGAAGUCACCUUCAACCUGCGGGAUGCAGGCGGGGGUCUCCAGUCAUCACCCCAACAGGCCCCAGGCAGCCAGGACCACCAAGGCUUCUUCCUCAGUGACAACCAGUCAGGUGCAGCCCCUUCCCUGAGCAUCUCAGAUGCGUCUGGCCUCUGGCCUGAGUUGCUGCAGCAAGUGCCCCCCAGGCCAAGUCAGAGCCCCCCAAACCCUCAGGGAGACCCAGACUGCUGGCCUCGGGAGCUAGGCUCCAGGCUAGAGCAGCUCCAGGCCCAGAUGAACAGGCUGGAAUCACGCAUGUCCUCAGACCUCAGCCGCAUCCUGCAGCUCCUUCAGCAGCCCCCGCCCCAGGACCACACUGGCUACAUUCUGGGAGCCCCUGCCUCCAAUGACCUGGCCUUGUCUCCUGCAACCUCAGCGACUCAGAGUCCAGGAACUAGACUACCCCAGGGCGAUCUGCCCCCUGCACAGGCCCCCAGUUACAGUGACCUGGACGAAUGGAGGCCGAAGCUGGGGAACUCCUCCUCCAGGAUGCUGGCCCCAGCCACAGAAAUGGACAAAACUGCAACACUGUCCUCGGAACAGAAGCAGCCUGAGGGGCUCCUGUCACCCCUGGCCUCACCUCUGCAUCCCCUGGAGGUACAGGGACUUGUCUGUGGUCCUCGCUUUCCCUCCCUCCCUGAACACCUCAGCUCUGUCCUCAAAUAGCUGGAGUUCCAGAGACAUGGCUCAGAUCCUGGAUUUGUGAGGAGCUAGAGCCACUGUACCCCAAAAUAAGAGACACCAGGAAGGAACUGAAGGUGGGUGAGGUGACAGUUAAGGAUUUGGGGGAGGCAGACAGCCUGUAAACUGAAAACCAUUUACCUAGAGUAGCUACAAACUGCCAAUCCAGGUGACCCAAGAUGGCUUGGGCGAAGAGGCUCAGGACUUCUCCCAGCCUCCCCCAGGUCUCUAUUUAGACAGCAGGCCUGGUGGAGGGUGGGUGAGCCUCAGGUGUAGAGGUAGCUUAUGGGACAGAGGGCUCAGUGAAGAACAGAGACCUUUCUGAUCUUCUGUGUGAGAGCCUUGCUCUGUGCCAAGUACGAUCACCUCCCAGCUCAGAACUCUCCCCCACCACCCAGCCAGCCCCCGAGGUUGGUCAAGACCUCCCACUGAGAGCCUGUGAACCAGCUGGAGAUGAAAGUAUCCUCUGUAGUGGACACAUCAGGGCACAGAACUCCAGCCCUCAGCCACUCUACCCCCGACGGUUCUGUGAUGACCUUUGGGACCCUAGUGGACAGUGGAGUGUCUCAGAGCUAAUAAAGUCUGCACACUUCAUGUUGGGCUGGGUGUGUAACUUACCUAGGGUCAUCAGGUCCUUGAUUGUGCUGUAACUGACAGCUGUGAUCUUCUCCAAGUCCCUCUCCCAAGGAGCUGUGUGUUGGGGACCUGAAGGUGGAUCCACCAGGUUCAGGAGUCCCCGGAGCAGGGGGCUUUUAGCCAGGCUGGGGUGAAGGGAAGCAGAGAGGCGCUGGCUUGGUGGCCAUAGGGAAUCAUGACAACAGCCAACACUUCCAUAGCGCUCACCCUGUGUUGGGGGACACCAUGCUGACUGCUCUGCAGAUAUUAGUUCAUCAACUCUUUACAACAGCUAUAUGGGGUCAGUAGUAUUAUCCCGAUUUUAAAGAAAGAUGAGGGAUCAGAAGCAGAGAGACACUAAGAAAUUUACCCAAGCAAGAGGGGAACUUCUGGGGUGCUGGUACUCUUCUAUUUCCUGAUCUAAGUGCUGACUGCAUGAAUGUGUUUCAGGUUGUAAAAAUAUGUGCACUUCUAUGUGUAAACUAUACUUUGAUUUAAAAAAAAAAGAAUAUUUCCCAAAAACAUAUCAAAAGGAGGACAUAAUUUCAACCCAGAUGGUCUGGUUUGAGAACAUGUGCAGUCAACUACUCCACUGAAA
Messenger RNA from Balaenoptera ricei (Rice's whale), 4280 nucleotides. It is a transcript of the gene KCNH6, whose product is annotated as potassium voltage-gated channel subfamily H member 6. Gene Ontology annotation, cellular component: membrane. The record is from RefSeq and is a predicted model, not a curated record. The transcript is spliced from 12 exons. Gene Ontology annotation, molecular function: inward rectifier potassium channel activity. The coding region runs from base 41 to 3052 and encodes 1003 amino acids. Gene Ontology annotation, biological process: regulation of heart rate by cardiac conduction; potassium ion transmembrane transport; regulation of ventricular cardiac muscle cell membrane repolarization. Lineage: Eukaryota; Metazoa; Chordata; Mammalia; Artiodactyla; Balaenopteridae.